Messenger RNA from Bombus impatiens (common eastern bumble bee), 1208 nucleotides. RefSeq names its product phosphoglycerate mutase 2 (gene Pglym78). Gene Ontology annotation, molecular function: intramolecular phosphotransferase activity. Gene Ontology annotation, biological process: glycolytic process. The record is from RefSeq and is a predicted model, not a curated record. The coding region runs from base 22 to 954 and encodes 310 amino acids. The transcript is spliced from 3 exons. Lineage: Eukaryota; Metazoa; Arthropoda; Insecta; Hymenoptera; Apidae.
GCAUAAACAAUAAAUGUUAGAAUGUAUCCAUGUAAAAUUUUGAAUAAAGUGCUUACACGAUUAGAUGUGACAGGUGGUGGGGACGGGGGCUUUCGAUUAAAGCAGUUGUGCAAAGAUAUUGAACAGAGUAAAUCGCCGUUUACGAAUCGUCUUUCGUCUUUGCGUGCAGUUAGCUCCUACAAUAAAAAAAUGUCGAAAUAUACAAUUGUUAUGGUACGUCAUGGAGAGAGCGAAUGGAAUAAAUUGAAUCUAUUUUGCGGAUGGUAUGACGCCGAUUUAUCCGACAAGGGUAAAACUGAAGCACUUUCAGCUGGAAAAGCAAUCAAACAGGCAGGCCUUAAGUUUGAUAUCGCUCAUACAUCAUUGUUGACAAGAGCUCAAGAAACUUUAAAAUCAAUUCUUAAAGAAAGUGGUCAAGAAAACAUUCCUGUUCAAAAGACAUGGCGUUUAAAUGAACGUCAUUAUGGAGGACUGACUGGUAUGAAUAAAGCAGAAACUGCUGCUAAGUAUGGUGAAGAACAAGUUCAAAUUUGGAGAAGAUCUUUUGAUGUACCUCCUCCACCAAUGGAAUCAGACCACAAGUAUUAUGAAACAAUAGUAAAAGACCCAAGAUAUGCAGAUGGACCAAAACCAGAAGAAUUCCCUAAAUUUGAAUCUUUAAAAUUGACAAUUGAGAGGACAUUGCCAUAUUGGAAUGAUACUAUUAUUCCACAAUUGAAGGAAGGGAAAAGGAUUAUCAUUGCUGCUCAUGGAAAUAGUUUACGUGGCAUAGUUAAACACUUAGAUCAAAUGAGCAAUGAUCAAAUCAUGGGAUUAAAUUUACCAACUGGUAUUCCAUUUGUCUAUGAAUUAGAUGAAAACUUCAAGCCUGUUGUAUCUAUGAAAUUCUUAGGUGACGAAGAAACUGUAAAAGCUGCAAUGGCUGCAGUUGCUGCACAAGGGAAAGCUAAGUAAAAUUAAAGAAAUUCAUUACAAAAUUUGUAUUAUUAUAAACAAACAGAAGAUGUUAAUUUUUAGUUUUGGCAUUGUUGAAGAAUUAUUUUAUUAUUGGAAGAUACAUUUAAAUAAAAAUGUUUACAACAGAAGAAAAAUAGAAAAAUAACAUAAGUUUUCACUAAUAUUACAAGUUUCUAUGUGUUGUAAUUUAUUCAAACAAAUAUUUAUUGAAAAUAAUUAUAAAAUUACAAAUAUAAAAUUAUUAAAAGAUA